GGAUUCCCGAGGGCCGGACGGAUACAUACAGGCGCUCCUGGUCCAGCGGCUGCAGAAGCCGCGUUUCUCUCGCUAAGGAAGGAGCUCGUUCGUGCAGCAGAGGAGCGCUCGCCAGAUCCUCCCAGGACAAGAGCAGGAAGAUCCAAUAUGCCACAAACAAGAAUGCGCAUGAGGCCUUGGAUGGAAUUGCAGAUUAAUUCCAAUAAAAUUCCUGGACUCCAAUGGAUCAAUAAGGAAGAAAAGUUGUUCCAGAUCCCAUGGAAACACGCGGCCAAGCAUGGCUGGGAGCUGGAAAAGGACGCCUGCCUUUUCAGAAACUGGGCCAUUCACACUGGGAGGUACAAACCAGGCGAUAAAGAACCUGACCCUAAAACCUGGAAGGCAAAUUUCCGUUGCGCCAUGAAUUCAUUGCCUGAUAUUGAAGAGGUGAAGGACAAAAGCAUCAGCAAAGGUUCCAGUGCUGUCCGGGUCUACAGGAUGUUGGAACCCUCGGCAAAGUCACCAAAGAAAGAGAAGAAAUCAAAGUCCCUGAAAAUCAAGAGUGCAAGAAAGUCACUGGAUGAUAUCAAGACAGAAGAGACAGUCAGUGCAACAAACAGCAUUCAGCUGCCGGACGACCACAGUAGCUAUGUGCUUCCCAGCUACCAACCAGAGAAAAUGGAAGUGGGGAGCACAUUAGGAGAUCUCUCCUCGUGUAACUUAAACCCUCCUGACUGGGGGUGCCCACUGGAGCAUCAGUUGCCUGACAGCACAAACGACUUGUAUACAUUUCAAGUGUCGCCCAUUGCAUCCUCCUCUGAUGGAACCGAUGAGGAUGAAGAUAAAUUUGCAUCGGGUAACUUGUAUCAGGAGCUACUAUCAUCCAGUUGGCAGCCAACCAGUGUUGGUGGGAAAGGCUUCCUGAUCAAUGAGACGGGCAUGCAAAAUUUCUUCAUUGACUACUUCCAGGACCAAGAUGCUGCCAUUGAUACAACAAAUGCAGAAAUUACAUUGGACAUGAAAGCCAACUUGGAUUUCACACUGGAGUCACUAAGACCAAGUUUGCCCACCAUACCUUGUAGCAUGUAAAGCUGUUUUUUGUUUUUGUUUUUUAACCGUCAAGGCUGCGCUGUUUUAUUUCUUUUGUCAUAUGUGAAACUGAACCUAACGGGGAGCAUUGCUGAUGCUCUUCUCAAUGUUUAGACCCAAAAGUCAAAUUCAAGAUUACAGCAUCUGCAGAUGAGCAAAGAUAUCUUUGUGGUAGAACUGCGUCCCACUCAGUUGCUUGACUGUAUCAUGAGCCAAUUAAGUCAUUAUUGCUGCUUUCCCAUCUUAAUUUGUUCCUGCAUUUAACAUGAUCAGGGCUCAAACUAUUUAAACAUGCAAUAUACAUGAAAAGGUGCUUUGCACCUUUAACAAAAUGGCAGAUAUUUUAAUCACAUCCAUAGCUUAUACUUGUCACCAGUGCAUACAUCUGGAAGACUGGCGAGGCAAUUACCGACCGAAGACAUUUAGUACAAGUUUGUGCUUUUGCAUUCAACCAAACAUUUCCACAGGGAUGUCCUUUUUUUGUGAUCUGAAGUCUCAGAUCUGGACCGCAGUUUUGUAAAUACGUUUCACUCAGUAAUAUGUGAAAAUCAGAUACACAUGUAGUUCUGUUUACUAGGCAUUUCUGAAUUUUACUCAUAGGACAUUUUAGUGCUUUCCUGACAACAUAUUUCAGUUUAUUGUCAUCAGUUUUUUCAGAUGGGCACUAUGUUUCACUCUUUUUCCAAUUCUAAUGUUCUGUUUAUUUAUAUGGUGCCAUUAUCAAGAAUCCUCUGAAUGGGUAUUGUUGAGAGUCAAUAGAAGUUUUAGUAAAGUGUAUACUUAUUGAGCUACAAGAUAAAGUGUUGGUCUCCACAAAUCAUCAAAUCACUAAGCUGCAGCCUUAGCAGUUUUGUCCCUGUACAUAGUUUUUGUAUAUAAAAGGUUUACAAUUAUUUUAAUUAAAAAAAUGUAUAUUUUGUUUCUUGUUUUAUUUCAUGUUGGAGGUGCCCAAAUAAGGAACAUUUUAAAAUAUAUUUAUUAUUUUUAUUGAAUUCUUACAACAUAUUACAACACAGACAAACAUAUUUUCUGGUUUGCCUUGAUUAGGGCUGUACACCAGAUUCAACUGAAUGUGAAACUAAAUUGGGUAAAUUUGCAUGGGCUGAGACAGUUCUGGGUCGGGUUGGACCACCCAAAAAUGACCCAAGGCUAUCUAAAAUACAGGGUGGUCAGGGUGCAAGGGAGGAGAGGGAGGCAUGCAGUCUUGCAAGAAAGUAAGCUUCCUUUAUCUCGCUGUGACUUCCUUUCAAUUAAACAUGCUCAAGUAAGCCUGGCAGAAGGAAAACAAGCCUUUAAAAUAGCGUUUGAGUUACACCACCCUUUUUGCCAGCUUAAUUCAUGCCAGAUUGCCAAAGUACAUGGCUGAACUGAACAGGUUUAGGAUCCAGCUUAAUUCUCCACCCCCUACCCCAGAUCUGUCCCCACCUUGUGGUUUUAAGGGCCAUUUUAAACAACAGCAGAGGUUCGAGUAAAGCUUGAAUGGGUGGACAUUAAGUGUUUAAAAAACCCCAACUAACAAGCCACUUUUAACCAGGAGAAAUAGCAGAGACGGGUACAAUGCAGACACUUAACAGCAAAAAGCUAACAGAGCCUUUCCAAAAUCUCUUCUUGCUGUAAUCAAAUUUUGUUUUAAACUGCCACUGCCCCCUUAGUGUUACCUCCCUGCUUAUUCAAACCCCUGUCAUUGUUUAUAAUAAUCACUUUCCCCCUUCUCAGUGUUUCUUCCUCCUAGGUUUUCCCCAAGCAGCCUGAGACUUUGCCUAAGUGUCAGCCUUUGCACCUUACCACUUCAUGCCUCUUCUGGUUCUGGGAGACAUGAGGGGGAGACAUCCUGGCUUCUUCACCAGUUGGACUCAUCUCUGCCACUUGGCCUCCCUCCCUUGCUUCUCUCUGCCAUGAACUCUCCCUGAUCACUAAACCCUGUAACUUCUUCAGCUUCCAACAUGUUCUCUUCCCAGUCUUCUCCCUCUGGCUGUUCAUCAUUGUCCCACCACCAAUCCCUGGGCUCUGAGCCUUCUUCCCUUGGGGGUUCCCCAGCUGGUUCUUCCCCACCAUUCUUCUGCAUCCAACCAGUCCAUGACACUACCUCUCAUUUGGAAAUAUAACCCAAUGGUUUUUGAAAUAUCUUCAUGCAGGGAACUCUUGGCAUGUAUGAUUGCCUGCCAACUACUCAUGUGCCUGCAACUUCACAUUCUCCUGUGGCUCCACAUUGCAGGGGGAGAUUGUGAAUGCAGAAACUACUACUUUUCAGGGGGCUUUAUAUGCCAUGACUCAACAAAUUUCCAAACUGGUAAAUUUCCUGUGCAACUUGUGAGGAAUCCCACUGUUCCCUAAAAUUUAGUUACCGCCAAAAACAAUUAGUACAGAAGGGGUAUUUAAGUGAAAAUCUCCCACAUACGGCAAGCACGCUGGUGGAGAAAUUUGGACUAUUCUUGCUGCUAGAAGGAGGUUUGCCUUUGCAAAUUUGUCAGUGAGACUUUUGAAAAGGGACUCUAUUCACAUACUGUACAGGGGUACCUCGGUUUAAGUACACAAUUGGUUCCGGAAGUCUGUACUUAAACUGAAGCGAACUUUCCCAUUGAAAGUAAUGGAAAGUGGAUUAAUCCGUUCCAGAUGGGUCCGCGGAGUAAUUAAACGGAAAGUACUCAAACCAAGGCGUACUUAAACCGAGGUAUGACUGCACAACUUAGCUGUGCUGAGCAGACCCCCUACCUAACUGAUAUCCCCGAGGAGCAUUCCUGAUCAUGUGGGCUGUAUGCAUGAAUAUCUGCAGGAUAUGUCCACUCCUCUCCCCAUAGAUUGAGUGUAUGCCCAGAAUAGGAUCAUCUGGCUCCCCAAUAAAUUUCUCUCUUUCUGAAUGUGAUGCAGUGUCUACUGAUCACUUUAUCUCUUCCAACCAGCUGUAGCAUCUACAUGUUUUGCGACCUAUUGCACUGAUGGCAGCAAGCCAGAGCGCUUACAACUGCUUUUCUUAAUAUUGGAAUCAAGCUUCCUUUGUGAACUACAGUAUUGGCAACUACAGUUGUCAUUUCUGUUUUAGAAUGUCCAGUUGUCCAAUUUUAAAAACCAGUGUUAAGAAAAAUGAAGAGUUAGCAAGAGUGGAGUUUUUCCUCUCUUUAAAAAGUAUGGAACCGUGGUUUUCUGCUUUGUCUUUCCACCCACUUUUGAUUAUUCUUGUGACCUCAAAGUAACAAACAGACAUUUCUUCACAGGGAUUAUGAUAUUUGGAUAGCUACUAGACUUGGCGGGCAAAAAAGGCUGCACCAGGCUGAAUGUUCGUCCAUGUUUUACAAGAGAUUUGCCAUCAGAAGGCAGAUUGCCCUGAUGUGAUUAACUUUUUUUCAGCCACAUUUCACUAUGAAGUCUUCUUGGGUAGAUCGUGAGGAUAAGAAUUUGCUUUUAGACAAACUUUUCUAUCGCUUUUUGACAUUUCUGUGCUUCCAAAUAUUAUGAGAGUGGAGGCACUCCUAACACACACACACACAGAGCAAAGAAUAUAAAAUAACAAGGCAGCCUAUUAAAGCAUUGAACUUGUUUUAAUACCCUGCCUCCUUCUGAAGCUAGCAACCAUCAUUUCCUGGUUCAGAUGAGGACACUGGUCUCAUCCAUGCUUCUGCUUAUCCGUGCUUAGAAAGAAUGAGUCUGAGUGGGUCUCUACCGGUAGGUUUUCUAGGAAGGAGUCUGAGCGGUUUUGCCUUUGCCCUACCCCCUUUCCCACAGGAAACUCCUCUCUUCAGAGCUAAAUCAGAACAAAUGGCAAUCCACAGAAAAUCUGACUGCCAUUUUAUUGGGGGGGAAGCAGUGGGGCGAAGGGAAGUGUGCCCUUGGGUUACCCAAAAGCUUCCUGGUUUAACUGCAGCUUGCAAUAAGGAAGGGACAAAGGGGUUUCAUGUGGAGGAAGGGGGAUGGCCUGUUCAUAAGCCAAGAUAUGGUUCUCCAAACUGGCACAGUAUAUGCUAUGAUGAUUCACAGUAUUCCUAUUUAAAUUGUGCCUAAUCAAGGCAUGUGGGACCAUCUGCAGUUAACUCACAUUAACAACAACAACAGUCAAGUCAGGACCAUUUCAAUAUUCAGAUUUGCAUGCCAGACUAAUCUGCAUCUGGAGAAAGUUCCGGACGUUGAAAGGCUCAGAGACUAUCUUGCCAAAGGGAAGGGCAAUUUCCCUUAACGCAGCAGGAUCAGUGAAAACACUUUUGCUUUGUGCAAACGCCUUUUGCCAAGAUUAUUUCACACUAUGAUUGCCUGUUAAAACCAGAUUUCAGCACAAACCCUUAUGCCCCUGUGUGUGUUUGCCCUUCCUUUGCUGGCACCUUACCCUUUCAGUAGGUCCCCAUCCCUACCACCAACCAGCAGCCAGACCAUUCCAGAGGAGACCAUGUUUGGAUGUGGCCUGGAGACUCCACUUCUGCUGAAAGGAGCAGGGUGGAGCCUCCUCAUUCACCUCCCUGAAGGGAGGGAAGGAGGACAGCCACAGGGCCCCAGCCAGAAUGAAGGGUAGGGAAACUUGGGAGGCCAUAACAUGCCCCUCAAGGUGGGGAAAGAAGGGCAGUGGAAGUCCAGAGAAAAGGCUGGAACAGGGAGCCCUCCAAACCUGGUUGACUGCAGUAAUGACCUUGGUCAGCCACUGGCUAAAGGCCUAGAAGCUCUGAUAAGACUCUGAUUCAGUCAACAAAGGCUGAAUGAACCAACCAACCAACCAACCAACACUACUGUGCUACUCAUUAGCUUCCCUCCUCCCCACCAGGACAACUGGUUUUCCUUUAUGUUCACAGCUCCAGGUCCAUCCCUUUACCACUGGGCCACCCUCAAAGGCCUUACCCAUGCACUGGAUUUUUGACUUUCAAGAGUUGACAGCUGAGUGACAUCAACACUUUCAGCUUCCGGCACCACCAAGUCACAGAGGCUGUGUGUACACGAUACAUUUAAAGCACCCGCACAUCCAACACUCCUGGGAACUGUAGUUUGCUCCUCACUGAACUAUAAUUUCCCAGCACUCCUAACAAAUGGCAGCCCUGGGAUUCUUUAAAUGCACAGUGCGUUCAGAUUUAGAGUCUUGAGUAUCAGGUUUGGGAUGCUGCACACCUGCCAACCCUUGUUUUGAAAAUAUAAGGCCACCCCUGUCAUGUCAAAUAAAUAAGGUCCUCCAUACAAUUAAUGGCAUAUGUGACAUAAGUAGAGGUCACCUGGAUCUUGGUAAAUGAAACAUGAUGUAGGGGAACUCCAGGUGUAUUUACAUAACUCUUUUAUUAGAGGAAUUUUUUCCCUUUCUGUUGCUGAGGUUGUUGCACUCUUCUUUAUUCUCAGUAGCCCCAUGAAAUAGCAUGUGGGUCAAAUGUUUAACCACCAAGUCCAGCCUUGCAAUCAGCACGAAGUUUUCCUAAAAUGACCAAAUGCAACUGAUGGUAGAGAAAUAGCCAACGGCAGCCUGUUUUGUAAUCCUUAUUGUUUGUGUCACAGUACGGUAGUUAUUCCCCCUGCUUCAGUAUGUGGUAAUUAAUUUUAAAGUGCCAAUAAACCCAAAACAGUGUUCUUGAAGCUACGGACAUGAGUUUGACCAAACUGCGGGAGGCAGUGGAAGACAGGAGUGCCUGGUGUGCUAUGGUCCAAGGGGUCACGAAGAGCCGGACACGACUAAACGACAACAAACCCAAAACAUUAUCCACAGGCCAACAGUUAUUUUGUAUCAA
Molecule: messenger RNA, 6755 nt
Organism: Zootoca vivipara (common lizard)
Lineage: Eukaryota; Metazoa; Chordata; Lepidosauria; Squamata; Lacertidae
Gene: IRF1
Product: interferon regulatory factor 1
Biological process (GO): immune system process; regulation of transcription by RNA polymerase II
Cellular component (GO): nucleus
Molecular function (GO): DNA-binding transcription factor activity, RNA polymerase II-specific; RNA polymerase II cis-regulatory region sequence-specific DNA binding
Source: RefSeq, a predicted model, not a curated record